This is a messenger RNA of Spirodela intermedia, 5818 nucleotides long. Lineage: Eukaryota; Viridiplantae; Streptophyta; Magnoliopsida; Alismatales; Araceae. The record is from the annotation of a GenBank genome assembly.
AUGGCCUUGCAGAUGACGUGGCAGCCGAAUCUGCAGCGAAGGAAGAGCGGGGCGCCGCCGCUGGGCCUGAGGAACCUCGGCAACACCUGCUACCUCAACAGCGUCCUCCAGUGCCUCACCUACACCCCUCCCCUCGCCAACUUCUGCCUCCGUGGUCAGCAUACUCGUCUCUGUAAGACUCAAUCCUGCGCCUCUUUUGCCCUACCUCUCCUCUCUUGCAGUUCCCCGCAAAAUGCGAUUUCCGCCCUUUCUGUGUCCUCUCGCCGGCCGACGGUGGAUAGCAUGCCAAUUCUAAUUUGCUUAAAAUGUCCUCCAGGCAAGAAGUUGGAUGGCGAUGACAAUAAGAGGGAAUGCCCUUUCUGCAUCUUGGAGAAGCGAAUUUCACGGUCACUUAGCAUCGACGGGCCCCAUGAUGCACCCUCUAAGAUUGAGAGCUGUCUUCGGCUGUUUGCAGAGCACUUCCAGUGGGGACGCCAGGAAGACGCCCAUGAGUUCCUCCGUUAUGUUAUUGAUGCCUGUCAGAACACCUGUCUUAAGCUCCUCAAGGCUGCUGCAUCCAACAGUGAUAGCAUGGAUACAGACAAGGACCGCAGCGGUGGCAGGGAGUCCAAUACAGUUGUGAGGGAAAUAUUUGGGGGAGCCCUCCUUAGCCAGGUAAAGUGCCUCUCGUGCAAUGCAGAGUCGAACAAGACAGAUGAGAUCAUGGACAUUAGCCUUGACCUCUACCAGAGUAAUUCCUUGAGUGAUGCACUCAGGCGUUUCUUUCAGCCCGAAAUCUUGAAUGGUAGCAACAAAUACUGCUGUAACAGGUAUGCCCGUGCUACUCUUACUCUUUUCCAAGUUGUUGGGGUAUUUGCUGCUGCAUUUUUCGUAUAACUUUUAUUUUAUAAGCCCACAACAUUUUAACAGGCUUUGAUCAUUGAUGAUUUUUCAGCUGUAAGAAGCUCUCUGAAGCCAGAAAGCAGAUUUUUGUUCUUGAGGCUCCAAAUGUCCUCGUAAUCCAGCUCAAGGUGAUUUCCCAUCCAUCUUUUGAUCAUUUUUGCAAACAAAGCGCUUUUUAAAUCGUCUAGAAUAUCAUGAAGACAACUAGUGAGCAUUUUGUUUCUUCAUAGAGAUUUGAGGGUGUGUAUGGUGCAAAGAUUAAUAAGGACAUUGCAUUCGAGGAGGCUCUCCUGCUCUCAAGCUUUAUGUGCAAAGCAAGCCAGGUAUGCUUUCAUUUUUUAUAUUACUUUGUUUGCCGUAGCUGUCAGUAAAUCCUCAUUGCAAUUGCUUGCUUUUUAAUUAAUCAUUUACCGAAAUAAAGUUGGGGGGAGAAAACAAAAGUUUUUUUUUCUUGUUCUUUUGUUGAGAAAAACAUGAUAUAAAUAUGGUGCAAACAUGAUUUUAGAAUCAGAAUCCGGUGCUAAUGCAUGAUUUGAAUACUAUAACAUAAAUGUCGCCUCCGAUUUCAUUUUAAAUUGUAAAUACUACAAUCAACUCACAGAGUCCAAUAACUCCUGGUUGAUUCCUGACCAAUUCCAGGUAAAAUUCGUAUUGAAUAUGGUGUGAACGAGGUACAGAGUCUGCUCCUCUGAACCAAUAUAAGAACUACCAUUGCGAUCAAGAGUAUAUAUGAUUCCAUCAUUCUAACUCGGAUGAAAGGGUUGAAACCAAACAGAAUGCGUUAAAGUUCUGGAAAAAAGAAAAAAUCUACCGGAGUAAAACAUUUUCUUUUAUGAGGAAAAGUGAGAGGAAGAAAGUGAUUAGCAGCGUCAAUGUAGGUGUGGUUUUCAUCGCUGAAUUUUUUUUCCGGAUUAGAUGCUUCACGAAUGAUGGCUACGAAAUUGUUUAACCUGAUGAUAUUUGUGCUUUCAAGCCAUAUUUGAGCAGGGACAAAGGAGUAAAUUCAAUAUAUCUGUGCUCUGCUUUUGGCACUUAUAAACGUAGGGGACAGUUGGGCAUCUUCUUUCUCUUGGUAGCCAUUCUAAUUAGACAGUGCUAUCAGUAUAAUUUUGAAAAAAAAAAAUCAAAUUCAUCUGAAGGUAUAUAUAUAUAUGUAUAUAUAUAGAUAGAUAGAUAGAUAAAGUGACAGAAGACUGUAUUGACCUCCAUCAGGCUUGCGGAAUGAGUGUUCAAAAUGAGAAGACAUGACUACAAUGAAGAAACCAAAUAAAUGGAGGUUCCUAAGGACUCAUCUGUCGUAGAUAAAUAGUUCUAAUAUUUCUAAUUAUAAUGAAUAACUGAUGUCGAUUUUACCUACUAUUCGAUUAGUAAUAGAGUGUUAACAAAUAUACCUUCGAAAUGAACUGUCAUUAGCACUAGAAAGACAGAGAGGAGACGAACAAAACGAAGACGGGAGAGAAAGUAAGCAGGAUGAGGGUUGGGUAGGCAUAGAGCCAGUUUGGGAAACAGACAAAGGGAUUCAGAAGCAUGCAUAGGACAGUGAGAAGGGUUGUUCAGGUUGGAAAUAAGAGAAAGAGGCAAGGGGAAUAGAGGAGAAAGUUAUUUCAACUUAGAAGGAUUUACAUUUUAGGGUUCUGGGAGUAAAAAAAACUGUCAUUCGACACCCGUAAGGUGCCAGCAAUAAUGGUGAAUCAGCAGGGGUCUGAUGGGGGGAGAGUGAGAAGGAUGAGACGGUUAGGAUAAAAGUUGCUGGAUAUCUCAGUGGAUGACUGGACCAGUGCACUGAGGGUAAUGGUGACCAUCUGCCAAAUCCAAUGGAGAAAGGGUGCAAGUACAUGUGAUGGGACAAGGGUUGGACCCUCAGAAACCUCUUUCCUUUCUCUGUCAAAACUUGGGCUGCCUUUUUCCGGCUAGAACGUUUGUGCUGGACCUUCCAUCAAACUCUUGUUGUCUGGCAUGCAAAUAACCAUGAGACUGAUGUAUUGGGUUCUUCUCUGGUAUCUACUUUGAUUUAGGUACCUCUUUAAGUUAUUGCCACGUGCCUCUAGAUGUAUUCUUUUGAUCUACAGUUCUGUUAUGUGAGGAAAAUUUACUUUAAAUAUUUAAGAAGCUGAUUCAUUAAUCCGAGAUAUCCAGUUUUUCUUCCUCACCGUUGUUAUCUACAUUAUCUGGAUUAUAUUUUAGAAUCACGUUUUACUUGUUGUUUCAAGAAUCAAUUUCUGAUCACGUCUAUGGAAAUCCAGGACCCGCAUCCAGAGUACAAUCUUUUUGGUAGCAUUGUACAUUCAGGAUACUCGCCAGAGUCGGGGCACUACUAUGCUUAUAUAAAGGUGUUCUUCCAUUCCUCCUUUUAUUUAACUUUUUACAGAUUCUCUCUUAAAAUAUCUACUUUGGACAUCUGUGGCCUGACAAUUCCUAAGUUUCUCCAUGCCAUUGACAGGAUGCCACCGGCCGUUGGUAUUGCUGUAAUGAUGCUUAUGUUUCACUUUCCACUGCACAAGCUGUCUUAUCAGAGAAAGUUUAUAUUCUGUUCUACGUACGAAGCAAUCAAAAACCGAAGGACACCAAGACUGGCCUUGCCACCAAUGGUCUUAAAUCUCUGGAGUCCAAUGGAAGUAGUGCACCAGUGAAUCAUAAGCCAUAUGUUAGUUCCAGACAAUCAUCUGUUAUACAGAAUGGGAUGCAUCUAGCCCUACCAAAGUCUGCCAGUACAAAUGGAAAUGGCACCUUACCUAUGCGUAAUGGAAGUGCUUCCAUUAUUUUGAAACCAUCAGCCAAUGGGGCGCUUCAUCCUGAAAAGGAAACGGCUGUGUUGAGGAAUGACAAAAUUUUGUCAAAGUCUCCCAUGAAAUUUUCAAACUUGAAAAAUGUGGAACUGAAAAGAGCUGCCCGCAAGAAUGAAAAUGAUAACCCAAAUGCUCAUGGAAUUGAGGCAGUUAAGACCAACAGUAGUUCUGGGCACUCCAAAGCCAUGAAAGAAACUGCUAGCUCACCAACCUUCAAGUCCAAUUGGAAAUCAGCAGCUGCACAUGGUAGAGAGGAGUUGGGACAUUCAUUUGCAAAUAAUUCAGAGGGUCAUUCUUCUGAUUCCACAGAAAGAAUUACCAAGUCUGGUGGCACAGUGUCAAAUGGAAAUGGGUGCAUUAAAUUGAUGAAAUGUGAGACCACUGAUGACAAUGAUGCUGCUCUGACCUCUCCAGUUACAAGCGGAACUCAUGCUAGCCAUAGUCAAGCUGUAGAGAGCUGCAAGCCAGUUGUCUCCUCUGUCUGUAAAAGAAAAGCAGAGAACCGCACGGUUGGGAAUUCACGUGCCUUUGACUCGCCUGGAGAGGAUGUUCCAACCCGUAAAUGUAGAGCAAACGCAGACAAAUAUUUUCCUGGCGGACUGGAAAAGUACAAGGAAGUGUAUGCUUCUCUUCCACCCAGAACGAAGAUCUUGUUCUUUCAUUUCAUCCUUGGAAGUUUGAAAUCAUCUUAUUUUCAGCAAGGGGGGUCUAUUGGUCUCGUAAAAAAUCUGUCACACAGGUCUAAUACUUGGUCUGUUGCUCCGUUUGCAUGAGGCCAGGAAUUUUUUGUUCUGGCGUGAUUGCCAUUGACCAACUUUCGUCAAACCGAUUUGUUUUCUUGGUGUGAUUUUUCAUAUAGUUUUAAUGAUUGGAUUUAUUUUUUUCCUGAAUUAAUUCACUCGGACCGAAGGCGGCAAAAUUAAUUCACUGUUCUUUUACCCCCCCAAGGCAGUGAAGAGUGAGGCCUAUCUUUGGAGUCUUCUUUUAAUCGUGAAGGGCAUGUUUUUCGCAUUAUUUCCUGUCGUCUUGUCGCCUUUUCUCAUCAUUUCUUUGAUCAUCCUCUUUCAGGAUUGCUGUGGAGGCUUCUUUCAAGCUGCGGUCAUGUGGCUGGGCUGACGAAGUGCAUGACUUUAUGCGAGCCCAAAAGCGAUUAUGUACCGAAGUAGCAGACAGCAAUCGUUCUGAUAAAACCGAAUUAAAGUGAGUAUUCUGUUCGUUCUCAAAUUGCACUACAUCAAUACCUGACAUAUUUUGAUCGCUGGAAUCCCCCCCCCCCCCUCACCUCGCCAUCUCCCUUCUUAGCAUCUGUCAGGCUUCCUGCAUCUGCUUCCUUUUUUUUUUUUCUUUUCUUUUUGUGUCUGUGUAGAACAAACACUGAGGCGCCACAUCUUGUGGCGAGUGACCUCGAUUGCAUGGCAGUGCUGAGCUUCCCGCGAAAACAUCCGCCAGAUGAUGAGUUUUAACCCCAAGAUCUCACAACUAGUGAAUGCAAACCCAUCUGUUGGGAACCGAACCUGUGAGAUUCUACUUGGAUCUGUCAUUGUUUCUAUGGAUCCAUCUGUGCCCUUCAUUCAGCCUUCUCACUCCUAUUUUCGAGGAAAUAAUCAUCCACUGACGUUGCUCUGUAGUUCGUCCCUUAAUUCUUUCUUGGUGCAUGUGAUCCUACCAGCUUUUCCACAUCGAUGAAGCAGCCAAGGCAUUUUGAAUCAGUUCAUGAUGAGAUCCCCUUAGAAUCGGGCUCCGUUUUUGGUGUAAAAUCUCGCGGAAUAGAGAGCAUAGAGUAGACAGGAGCAGCAAAGAGGACGCAUGUCUGGAACGUCAGAAAGAAUUCGCUCCUGACCUGAUCCUCUGUAUUGACAGCAUCCCACCAAUCGAUUCAGUGGCAUUAGAACAACUUAAACUCGUGAUCAUCAUCAUCAGCAUCCUACAGAUCCCGACUUACUGCAAUACGCAAUUCAUCUCGCUGCAGAAAACUACUGCCUGGUCUGCAUCUGACUUUCUUCUGUUUCUUCUUGCCCCAACACAGGAAACUGCUCAUCGCAGAUGCAAAGAAGGCGUUCACGUCCAGGCUCCCGAAUUCCAUCAGGCAGAGCCUCAUAGAACGCCUUAAAUUGUUCAGCCUGGGGAAAAGCCUUCCGGACGAAUCUUAG